Messenger RNA from Hyla sarda, 2051 nucleotides. RefSeq names its product torsin-1A-interacting protein 1-like. The transcript is spliced from 18 exons. NCBI's taxonomy places the organism in Eukaryota, Metazoa, Chordata, Amphibia, Anura, Hylidae. The record is from RefSeq and is a predicted model, not a curated record. Gene Ontology annotation, molecular function: ATPase activator activity. Gene Ontology annotation, biological process: membrane organization. Bases 87 to 1763 code for a protein of 558 amino acids. Gene Ontology annotation, cellular component: membrane.
GUAAGGCGCAAGCGAACACACCCCGUGCGUACUCACUGUUGUGGAGUAGCGGGUUUUUACGUUGGUUGUGACAAGAAGCGGGAAAGAUGAUUUCACGGAGGAAAGGUGGAAAUACCGGCAAUUCCACAGCUGUGGAGAAAAAGAGAUACGAACUUAGGGGUCGCACAAUAAAUUCGGGGGAGCAAUCCUUUCACAGUCCAUCUGUCUAUACUAUCACAAAUCCUCAGACACCUGAACCUGAUAAUAUUUCUGAUAUUGUCAUUCCGUUAAUCAAGAGCGCUGCUAAAGAAAAAGAUCGCACGUUAGUGAAAAGUAAAUCUACAAGGAGAACCACCAGACCUGUCACGCCUGAAAUGGACGACAACUCUGACGGCUCCGAUUAUGAUAACAGCAGCACGAGUGGAGUAUCCGAAAAUGACAGACAGCCCAAUCUUCCUACAACCGCUUCUUCUUUCACAAAUGACACAACAUUAAAUCUCGUAAGACCUCCCAUAUCUAGUGCUAGUAGAAUGCAGCCCCCUGUGUAUACUAGAGAUAAAUUAAAGGAAGAAACCUAUACAGAAGAAAGACUAACACUGAGAAGUAAAAAGCUUACAGAUAAGCCAUCUGUCUGGACUGGCACACAUGGCGGCUUUUCUGAUGCUGAAAUGAACAAGACAAGCCACUAUGAAGAAGAAAAGCGAACGCUGAGAAGUACAAGUCGUGGAGAAGGGUCAACUCUCUCUCAUCGCCAUCGACAAGAACCCAAAGAGAAUACAGUGAUGCCGCCCGUGCAGCCUAAAUCCAAUUUCAGCUUUUCUGAUGAUGAUGAAGAGAAGAGGACUCCUUUUCAACAAAAGACAGGAGACUUUCAGUCCAGACAUGGUGGAGGAGAUAAGAUGAACCACUAUUCAGCAAGAAACAUUGAGCAGAAAGGAAAAGCUGUACGGAAACCUCCUACAACGUCAUUCAUACAUCUUGCUGGAACAUGCAUGACAUUUUUAGUUCCGGCUCUCCUAGCCCUUCUUCUUGGCAUGGCGGCUGUGUUUUACAUAUCACCAGAGUCAGUCCUUGAGGUGUUAAAUCGGGGCAAGUUUUUACUUGGACCACAAGUCAAGAAAGAUCUGAAGGGGGACUUUAAAAAUCUUACGAGUGUUUUCACUAACCAGUCUCCGCUUAUGUGGAGUAGAAGUAGGCGCAUUCUGGAGCUUCACCUGGACAAGUGGAAAAACAAUGCAGAACCCGCUAUAAUUCUCCUCGCUGGUGCCCAGGAUGCUGAACAAACUCUGCUCUGUCUUGGCACACAGCUAGCGGAUAUCUAUUCCUCCUCCCUUAACGGCAACUACACAGUGAUAUCUGGAUCAGAUUGGGCAUCAGGAAGCAAUGAAGAGGUUAAAGAAUACAUUGAUCAUAAUCUAAGCACAGGUUUCCAGGCCACAACCCGGGCAGCAGUGCUGCAUCAUAUAGAACGACUGCCCGCAGGGUCACUGCUGAUCCUCUACAAAUAUUGUGACCAUGAAACAGCGGUGUUUAAGAAUGUGAUGCUGCUGCUGACUGUGCUCUUGGACGACGCAACCCUGAAGAAGGACAUGUCGCUUCCGGAUCUGGAAGAGAAAGUAAGAGCGUUUUUAAUCCAAAAAUUAAUUGACUCCAAAACCAAACUGUCCCAUGACGGGAUGGAUGAGGACAAGUUUAGCGGAAUCUGGAGCCGCAUAUCACAUGUUGUCCUUCCUGUUUUCCCUGAAAAAAAUACCAUGGAGCAGUGUUCAAAAAAACAGAAAUAAAUGAAGUCCAUGAGACUAAAGGCAAGAAAAACAUUAGAUAUCCUGGUCACUUAGUUCAGGAUUCUGUGGGGAAAAAAUUGUGUUCUGUUUAAUGGCGGAAACAGCAAGUGGAAGCAAUAUCCUACUAUACAUUAAGGACAGACAGAAGAUUAUAUUGGUCUGUUUGGAUGUCACAUACCACCAGUAUUACAAGGGGCCAUUGAAAUUUAAAGGAAAACUGUCACUAAACUCUUCCUGCACUAACCAGAGGUACUGGCCGGGAGUGCGGGGGACUCUGAUCAAUAGGCU